AGCUGUGCGCUUCGUCGAAUCUGGUGUCGAUUGCCGAGCACGGACCCACACAACGGGUUGAGAUCCGUGUCGAGGCCAGGGAUUGGACGAGCAUCUUACAAUAUCCAAACUCGGGCAUUUGUGUGGUUGUGACUACUCUUCUGCCUGCCCAGGCUGCACUGGCACAUCUCCAACUGGUGCUGCCUUCCGCUCACAUGCGAACCUUCAAUCUGACCCAUUUGUCUUUUCCCUCGAUCGGAGUGUUUUUGAGCCCAUUAUCGUGUAUCGAAUCGAGGGUAGCAGGAGUUCAAGUGUGCUCAGCGAUGGCGACUAGGGUGGCUGCAGGAUGCGCUGUGUCCUCCUUCGCUGCGAAAGUUUCCCCCAGCGCUUUUGAGGGGAAGAGAAGUGCAGUAUUCGGAACUAACCUGCCAUCAACCUUCUAUGUUGUGUCCAAGAAAGCCUCAUCCUCCGCCAAGACUGUCGUGACGAAAGCCCAGCUCAGCCCCACUGGUGGGAGCAAGAGGAGCCUGAUCUUUGCCUCCAAGCAAAGCCUGUCUUACCUUGAUGGCACCUUGCCCGGCGACUAUGGGUUUGAUCCGUUGGGCCUGAUGGACCCCGAGGGUGCCGGUGGCUUCAUCGACCCCCAGUGGCUCCCAUACGCCGAGAUCAUCAACGGGCGGUUCGCCAUGCUGGGAGCGGCCGGUGCCAUCGCACCUGAGGUGCUGGGGAGAAUCGGGCUGAUCCCGCAGGAGACCGCCAUCCCGUGGUUCCAGAGCGGCGUGAUCCCGCCCGUGGGCAACUACAGCUACUGGGCCGACCCGUACACGCUGUUCGUGCUGGAGAUGGCGUUGAUGGGAUUCGCGGAGCACCGACGCGCGCAGGACUACUACAAGCCCGGAUCGAUGGGCAAGCAGUACUUUUUGGGGCUGGAGAAGUUUUUGGGAGGAUCGGGCAACCCGGCGUACCCAGGAGGGCCCAUCUUCAACUUCUUGGGAUUCGGGAAGAACGAGAAGGAGUUGCAGGAGCUGAAGGUGAAGGAGGUCAAGAACGGGCGGUUGGCGAUGAUGGCGGUGUUGGGGUACUUCACCCAGGCCAUCUUCACAGGCGUGGGCCCGUUCCAGAACCUACUGGACCACUUGGCGGACCCCGUGCACAACAACGUGCUGACGAACCUGAAGAUCCACUAGAGUGUAGGCAGGAGCUACAGAACAGGAUAGAAUCCUUGUAACAUGGUUGCGUGUGGAGGAGUGAUCUGCUCCGGAAUCUGUCGAAAUUGUUGCCAAAGGCUUUGGAAUGUAAAUGAAUUUUGUUUUUCUUUCAAACUACUCGAUUAUUUACGGAUUGCGAAGA
Messenger RNA from Physcomitrium patens, 1329 nucleotides. RefSeq names its product chlorophyll a-b binding protein 8, chloroplastic. The record is from RefSeq and is a predicted model, not a curated record. Gene Ontology annotation, cellular component: membrane. NCBI's taxonomy places the organism in Eukaryota, Viridiplantae, Streptophyta, Bryopsida, Funariales, Funariaceae. Gene Ontology annotation, biological process: photosynthesis, light harvesting.